This is a messenger RNA of Rhinichthys klamathensis goyatoka, 1668 nucleotides long. It is a transcript of the gene fam49al, whose product is annotated as family with sequence similarity 49 member A, like. The transcript has 12 exons. The record is from RefSeq and is a predicted model, not a curated record. NCBI's taxonomy places the organism in Eukaryota, Metazoa, Chordata, Actinopteri, Cypriniformes, Leuciscidae. Gene Ontology annotation, biological process: regulation of actin filament polymerization. The coding region runs from base 434 to 1405 and encodes 323 amino acids. Gene Ontology annotation, molecular function: small GTPase binding.
GAGCGUUCCAUUUCUCAUAGAUGAGCAGCUGCUAGGCAGGACUGUCUUGAAAGCAGAGAGACAGUGAGAGAGACCAUUUGGUGCCUGAACGCGAGCGAGGGAGGGGGAGAGAGAGACGCACACACUCAGCGUGAGCUUGUGGUUUAAGUAGACACUAACCGUGCGUUUAGGGAAACCCACAGUCUCAGCUCCCUGGGAUACAGGAGUUUCUGGCCCUGCUCUUUUUCCCCUUUUCAUUCUUUUAUUUUACUCCCUCCAUCCUUUCUCUUCUUCCUUUUGCCUACGGAAAGCGCUGGACCACUGUUUUCUCCCUGAAACACGCCGAGCCGGUAGUGGAGGCUGAUGCUGUGAUACUGCAGGAGAAACAUACAGGCUCUCAUUUGAUGCAGUGAAGUGCUCUGUGAGGAAAAUCGCAAGCAAAGGUUUGCCGGCCAUGGGGAACCUCAUUAAAGUCCUUGGCAAGGAUUUAGAGAACUGUCCUCAUUUUUUCCUGGAUUUUGAAAAUGCUCAGCCCACAGAGGCCGAGACAGCCGUGUAUAACCAGGUUAGUGCUGUGCUGGAAGAGGCCCAUGGGAUACUGGCAGAAUUACAGUCUUACAAUGGAGCAGGACAAGAAAUAAGAGAGGCGAUUCAGAACCCCAAUGACCUCCAGUUGCAGGAGAAAGCCUGGAAUGCAGUCUGCCCUCUUGUGGCCAAGCUCAAGAGAUUCUAUGAAUUUUCUCUCAGGCUAGAGAACGCCCUGCGGAGUCUAUUGGAGGCCCUAACAAGCCCACCCUACGCUCCCAUGCAGCAUCUGGAGAGAGAGCAGGCCCUCGCUAAACAGUUCGCAGAAAUCCUGCACUUCACUCUCAGCUUUGAUGAGCUUAAAAUGACAAAUCCAGCCAUACAGAAUGACUUCAGCUACUAUAGGAGGACCAUCAGCAGGAAUCGUCUGAACAACCAGCAGUUAGAAGCUGAGAAUGAAGUAAAUAAUGAAAUGGCCAAUCGGAUGUCGCUCUUCUACGCUGAAGCCACACCCAUGCUCAAAACCCUGAGCAAUGCCACGACUAAGUUUGUGUCGGAGAAUAAGACUUUGCCAAUCGAGGACACCACAGAUUGCCUGAGCACUAUGGCCUGUGUGUGCCGUGUCAUGCUGGAGACUCCGGAGUAUCGGUGCCGUUUCACUAACACAGACACCAUGCUGUUCUGCAUGCGUGUGAUGGUGGGCGUCAUCAUCCUUUAUGACCACGUUCAUCCAGUGGGUGCCUUUGCCAAGACCUCCAAGAUUGAUAUGAAGGGCUGCAUCAAGGUGUUGAAAGAGCAGCCUUCAAACAGCGUGGAGGGACUGUUGAAUGCACUGAGGUAUACAACAAGACAUUUAAAUGAUGACAGCACCUCUAAACAAAUCAGGGCUCUGCUUCAAUGAGAGCAGGAGGAGAGGGAGGAGGAACCACAGAGAAAGAGACUGUCAGAGAACAAGCGAUGGUGGCUGGCAAUCCUCUGAAACCUGUUUGUUUACAAGAGCAACUUGAUCUCAAAUUAAAUAAGAUAUUCUAGAAAAGAAAAAGGAAUACGAAAAUAAAUAUAUAUAUAUAGAGAGAUUGUUGAUGGUUCAUCACCGUGUGUCAUUUUAUAAAAGCAGGAAAAAUAGAGAUAUAUAUGUAUAUUGAAAUUCAUUACUUAAAACUA